AUGUGUUUUCAGAGCUACAAGAACAUUAAGGAAAGAGCCCAGUGCACACUGCAGGAUCCAGAGCUGUUCUCAGGGGCACUGAUAGAUGUGGCCAAACACCUGGGCAACCUGAAAUUCCAAGUCUGGGAGAUGAUGCUGGGGAUGGUGCAGUACACUCCCGUGAUACUUGACCCCAAGACUGCACGUUCUGAUCUCUCUCUCUCUGAUCAACUGACCACUGUGACAUUCACAGACAGAAAGCAGAAAUGUCCUGACAACCCAGAGAGGUUUAGCUGCUGUUUGGCUGUGCUGGGAUCUGAGAGGUUUACCUCAGGAAAACACAGCUUUGAGGUGAAUGUUGGGAAUAAAACCUCCUGGGAUAUAGGAGUGGCAAACAAGUCCAUCAUUAGGAAGUCAGGUAUACCACUCUGCCCAAAGAAUGGAUUCUGGCUCUUAUUGCAUAGGAAUGGUGAUAUGUACAUAGCAGGAGGUAAUAAACUCACACUGAAGAAGAAACCCCAGACCAUCAGAGUGCAGCUGAACUAUGACAGGGGGGAGGUGUCUUUCUUUGACUCCAGUGACAUGGCCCCCUUUCACACUUUUACUGAAACUUUUACUGAGGGAGUGUACCCAUACUUCUCUCCCGGUUUUAACAAAGAUGGUAGGAAUGAAGCACCCCUGCAAAUAUACCCAGUAAAGGUUUCUGUGACAGUGACAUCGUCCAAGUGAAGAUAUUCGAUAAAAAAUGAAUUCAGU
This is a messenger RNA of Conger conger (European conger), 735 nucleotides long. Its product is annotated as zinc-binding protein A33-like. The transcript is spliced from 3 exons. Gene Ontology annotation, molecular function: protein binding. NCBI's taxonomy places the organism in Eukaryota, Metazoa, Chordata, Actinopteri, Anguilliformes, Congridae. The coding region runs from base 1 to 708 and encodes 235 amino acids. The record is from RefSeq and is a predicted model, not a curated record.